AUGAAGAUGAUGAAUUUGGCGAACGAAGACUCAGGUAUACCGAAUGAUGAUGCUUCUUUUGUCAACGGUGCGAAUAUGCAUAAUCACAUGAAGGCGGAGGAUCCGUUACUACAACAUUAUCAGCAACAACAACAACAACAACAACAACAACAACAACAACAACAACAACAACAACAACAACAACAGCAGCAGCAGCAGCAGCAGCAGCAGCAGCAGCAACAACAAGAACAACAACAACAACGGUCAGCAUCGGCGAAUAGUGGAGUGGGGUCACUAGCCAGAUCGACCGUUCCACAGCCGCAAGUACAAGCACAGCAACCACAGCAACCUCAGCUCGCGAAUAUAUACGAUUCAAACGGAUUGGGAGCAGCAUCGACCAACUCUCACAUGAAUGGAUCACAUUUUCAGCCACAUCAUCAUCACCAACACCAACAGCAACACCACCAACAACAUCAGCAGCAGCAGCACAUGCAACAUCUUCAUCAGAUGCAUACGCUUCCUCAGCUGCAGCAAUUGUCUCAUCAUUACUCGCUACCACAGCAUCAGCAGCAGCAACAACCACCUGUACCAGCACCACCAGUACCACAGCCGCAGCAGCAGCAGCAUUUACCUCACUCUCAGCUGCACACUCCUCAACCAUACCAACAUUCGACGGCCGCUGCUGGAGCAGUUCCAUUGACCCAUUAUGGACAAAGCUCACAGCUCCAUCACCAAAUGCAUCAUCAGUUGAUGACACCAAAUUCUUAUACUCAACCGCCGCAGCCCCAUCAUCAUCAACACCAACACCAACAUCAGCAACACCAUCAACAACCAUAUCCUCAGGCUCAUAAUAAUCAACAUUUGUUACCUCACUUGCCAGCAGCCACCGGUACUGGUCACGAAGCACAUGACCAACUCAAUUUACAGUUCAACCCCAUGGCGUAUCAACAGCAAUCUCAACAGCAACAGUUGCACCACUUGGGCCACCAGAUACCCAGUGCCCAACAGAUGGUGUCAUCUGCAACACAGGCGCCAGCACCGCAACUCCACCAUCACCUUGCACAUAACGCGCUUGCGCAAUCGCUCCACCACACACCUCAUGGGACACCACAACCACUAUUAAAUGCACAACAGCUACCACAGCACGCGAGAGCCAAUAGCACUUCCACUGUCAAUACUACUGCCAGUAACAAUACCACCGCCAACACGGUUGGCACACCAAGACAACAGCGCCAGACUAAAAAGCAAAAAGAACUCCAACAGAAGCAGCAAAUGGACCACCACCACCACCGCCCCAUCAGCAGCGGAAGUCAACAUGAUCAAAGUGCAAUUGACGCGCAUACCUUGGCUCAACAACGCCAUAUGGAGAUGUUGGCGCGUGCUAGCCAUAACGAAAUGAUAGAAUCGUCAACAAGAAAAGUUGCCCCUAGAUCGAGUGAUUUGUUCCGCGUGGGACCACCGUUUGGAAUAAUGGAGCAUCAUCAACAUGUAUAUUUAAAAUCCAACGAUAUGCCCGUUGUUCCAAUUAUCCACGCGAGAAUCGACCGUGGAUUUGAAAUGGGAGAAACAGGCACGUGGAUUGGAUACAAGCGUAACUACUUCACUUUGGUGGCCGCUUUCAAUUUCCAAAACUUGGACUUUAGCAGAUUUCUUGAGAAUAAGUUUUACACCUAUGACGCGUCAGCCAAGAAUGGCAAUAUGAAUGGCAAUGGUCGCAAGAUCCCAUCGGCAAUGAAUCAACCGCACAAUCAUCCUCAUCAUCCUCACCAUCAGCAGCACGCAGGAGAAACCAGAUUGGACAUUAGUUAUUUUGCCAUUAGAUUAGUUGCCAAAUGUUCCGAUGACGAUGUGGCCAUUUCGUUGAUUCAACACACGGCAAAGAGAGAUAAAGGUCCUCAGUUCCCACCUCCAAUUUACCCAGCCUUGCCCGGAGAUUUACCCGACCACGAUACCGUUCGUGCAAGUUGUAAUAAGCGCAAUGGCGGCAAGAUUGAACAUAUGAACAAGAUUUUCUUUUUCGAUAGAAACCAGUACUAUAACGACUUCAAUUUAAAUGUUCAAAACGAUGCAUCAGUCUUGAGAAACUACCCCAGCGAUUCGAUUUCCAAAGUUGCUAGAUUUGAGAGAAUCCAAUUUACCAGUUCCAUUAGAGUUAAAUCCACUUCAACGGCGGCAAGAUAUUUCACCCUUAGUGUUGAGUUAUUGGGAAUCGUGGAAAACGAAGAAUUGCAAAUCCAACCAAUCUUGUUGGGUUCGAUCGAAUCGCCUCCUUUGGUGAUUAGAGGCAGAUCGCCGUCCAGCUAUCACAAGGACAGAACAUCUGGUUACAGACCACCUACAAGCGCUUCACCUGUGGGCAACGCUCAUCAUCAGUGA
Lodderomyces beijingensis is the source of this 2355-nucleotide messenger RNA. The record is from the annotation of a GenBank genome assembly. Lineage: Eukaryota; Fungi; Ascomycota; Pichiomycetes; Serinales; Debaryomycetaceae.